Molecule: messenger RNA, 2943 nt
Organism: Esox lucius (northern pike)
Lineage: Eukaryota; Metazoa; Chordata; Actinopteri; Esociformes; Esocidae
Product: perforin-1
Exons: 6
Coding region: 296-2125 (609 amino acids)
Source: RefSeq, a predicted model, not a curated record
GCACAAUUUCAAACAAAACAAUGGAUACUCAUGUCACAAUAUGAAAAAUAUUUUUGUUUAUGACUGAUUAAGAGUCUAUGUUUUAAUUUCAUGCUUGGUUUAUUAAUUAAAAGACAGCAUGAAGGGGGUCACGAAGGUGUGUCCUGAAUCGGACCACUAUUUUUGACCCCUAGUUUUGUCAGCAGCUUGACGCCAUGAAGGGCACUCAGAGCGAGUGUGUAGGGCACAGAGGCAGGGUUGGAACUUGCACUUGUGUUUGUGAGCAAGAUUCUUCCGCUGCCCUUGAAUCUGGUAAAUGCUGCAACAAUUUUUGGGGGUUCAAAUGAAUCUUUUUUCUCCUCCAUUCCCUUUGUAUCUUCUCACUUGUCUCCUCCUUUUCCUCCCCACCUCCAGUUCAGUAAUGCCCUCACUAGUCCCUCCCAUCCUCUCUCUCCCUUUCCUCCUUUUUCUUUCUCUUUUUGACUCCACCCUCACCUGUUCCAUAGACAAAUCGCGCUGUGACUCCGCCCCCUUCGUCCCCGGUCACAACCUGGCAGGGGAGGGGUUUGAUGUGGUGACCCUAAAGCGUAAAGGGGCCUACCUAAUCGACACGAAGACCUUCCUGAACCCCGACAAAACCUGUACGCUGUGUUCCAACCCCCAACAGGGGAAAGAGCUUCAGAAACUUUCCUUGUCCGUCGUAGACUGGAGGGCAAACAGCGACUGCACUAUGGACGUCACCAGUACCUCUCAGAACUCUGUCAGUGAGCUCGCAGUGGCAACUACUAACACGGUGUCUGAAAACUGGAAGGCGGGUCUGGAUUAUAAAAUGAAGGGGUCUGCAAGUGCACCUGUGGGACCCGUAAUUCUCACUGUGGAGAAGGACGUGAGUUCCGGCAUAGAGAUGGGCGGAUCCCAGUCAGAUAUUACCAACUUUGCCAGGACCAAGGCCAAACAGGGAAGUCAUUCAUUCUACUCGCAGAAUCUUACCUGCCGCCUCUACAGUUACAGGGUGCCAAACACUCCCACUCUCAGUACUGAGUUUCUAAAGGACAUCUCCUUGAACUCUAAGGCCCAUUACCGCCAACUCAUCAGAACAUACGGGACUCACUACAUCCACCAGGUUAACCUGGGAGGCCAAGUGACGGUAACCACAGCGAUAAGCACCUGUCAGGCACAGAACAGCGGUCACUCUACCCAAGAGGUGGAAUCAUGCUUAUCUAUGGGUUUUAAAAAAAACAUUGGAUUGGGAGUAAACGCUAACUUCCACAAGUGCGCUACAGUUCUCGACAGCCAUUCCUCAAAGAGCUCCUCCGGCUCAGAAAUCUUCAGCCAAUACUCCAGGGUUACGGGAGGUUCCAGUUGGACUAUGGACAUGUCACCCAACAGUGACAAUGUUGAGGGGUUCAGGAACUGGAAGAGCUCCCUAAAGGACCACCCGGACAUCAUCUACUAUAGUCUGAAGCCUCUACACCAGCUCAUACCCGACCCUGUGGCCCGGCAGGGUGUGAAAAAGGCUGUCCAGGAGUACCUGAUUGAGAAUGCCAUCAUGGAGACCAGAGAACUGCCCUGUGGGGACCCCAACUCCAAGAAGGAUUCAUUCUGCUGCUUCAAGAGUGUCUCACAGGGACACCUGGUGGUGACAGUGGUCAGAGCCUGGGACCUAUACGGAGACGCUGAGUGGAUACAAGGAGAAACUGAUGCGUACGCUGUGGUCACCUAUGGUUCCAAGAUAAAACAUACCGAUAUGAUCACAUCCCAAAAUCCUGUUUGGAAUGCAUUGUUGGAAAUGGGGACCUUUCAGAAAGACGAAGAGCUGACGGUGAUUGUCAUGGACCAAGACACACUGGAUAGCAACGACAACCUGGGGAGCUGCACCAAAACCAUCCAUCAGGGGACACAUGAAUAUAAUUGCUCCCUCACUACGGGGACUGUUGAGUUCCGCUACACCCUCACCUGUGAGCCCUACCUGAUUGGGGACCAGUGUGAAACCUACAAACCUUCCGAAAACAUUGUAUACAACUAUUUCAAUAUCACUGAAUUUGAACCGUUUCAGCCUAACAGUAAGAGUGUUACUCUUUUCUCUGACCUUCCUACCCAGAGUUCAGCACUCGCAUUCCUAUCGUUCAUUUACAUGUUUUUGUAAUUUAUUAAUGUGGAUGAAGUCCAAUCAAUGGAUCUGGUACCCUGAGCUCAGGCUGUCUGUAACUGUCUCAAGGUUGUUCUGACCUUUUGUGUAUUCCAUAAGUGUCAGUGGAAUCAUGUUAUUGUGUUAUCCCAGGGUUGUACCCAAUGCAACUUUUAACCAAAAAUGUCAGUCAAUCAACUGUUUUCAUGUGCGAUAGUCCAAAAAUGGGUGGGUCCAAUGAAGUGUAAAACGUAUUAAGCAUUUUCUAGUUCUAUCAAAAUGUAAGGACAAUACAAGACGUUAUGAGAAUUCACUCCAAUAUGUUAAUUAUUAAUUUGUUAAAACCGUUGAAUGCAAAUCAGCUAGUAGAGUUGUUGGAAUUGUACAGAUUUCUUUUUAAUACCUGAUCUAGGAGUCAUGAUGGGGGAUGUUUAGCUGAUGCAUAAUUAGCUGGUGUCUGAUUGGCUGGUAUCUAAUUAGCUGGGGUCUGAUUGGCUGGUAUUUUAUUGGCUGUCCUAUGAUUGGCUGGUGCCUGACUGGAAGAUAAUUUUACAGUUGCCAGAUCUAACCCCAGAGAUGACCAGGUGAGAAUGCUGUAAUUUUGUCCUUAAGCCAGACAUGUAACCUGAAUUGCUCCGGGGUCAAUGUUCGAGUGGCUUUGACCCUUUCUGCCUCAGAGUGGGAUUUGCAAAAAAAAAAAUGUUUAAUUCAAGCCUGCAUAUUAUAAACCUUGUACUAGAAUCUUGGUUAUUAUAUUAAGGAUCUUGGUAAAAUUCAUUAUUGAUUUUUUAUUUCCUUGUGCCUGCUCUCUCUCUCUGUCUCUCUCUCUCUCUCUC